CACACUCUUUGAUCCAAUGUGGUGGUCAUUAAACCUUGGAAAUUCAUUAAAAUAAUCGUUUUUAUCGAGAUCUGUUUAAGUUUAGUGUUUGUCGCAGUGUUUGGUGAAAUGUUUUGGCUAAGAUAUUCCACUGUGCUAUUUGUGUGUUUUGCGUCUACCCUUUAUGGAGCUGCAGAUGUAGAAGCUUCGCCGCAAUCUGAUACCACAGUGUUUAGAAACAUCCUAGGGCGUCUUGGUUUUGCUAAUCAAAAUCAACCUCCUCCCAGACAUGACACACCUGCCUCACCGUGUCAUUGCACAUGUGGAGAACGCAAUGAAAAUAGUAGAAUAGUUGGCGGAAAGCCGACUCAAGAAAACGAAUUCCCGUGGAUGGCGAGGCUGUCUUAUUUCAAUAGAUUUUACUGCGGAGGUAUGCUGAUCAAUGACCGCUACGUCUUGACCGCAGCGCAUUGUGUAAAAGGGUUUAUGUGGUUCAUGAUCAAAGUUACAUUUGGCGAACAUGAUAGAUGCAACGAUACAAGAAGGCCCGAAUCGAGAUUUGUACUGCGAGCCAUAUCGGGAGCGUUCAGUUUUCUGAACUUCGACAAUGACAUAGCCCUUUUAAGGCUCAAUGAUAAGGUGCCUAUAACCCAACACAUUAAGCCAAUUUGUUUGCCUAAAGGAACAAGUAACACGUACGUGGGGCAAAGGGCCACGGCGGCAGGGUGGGGUACUCUUAAAGAAGACGGAAAACCUUCAUGCAUUUUACAGGAGGUCGACGUUCCUGUUAUUAGCAACGAAGAGUGUCGGAACACAAAUUACUCUGCGAAAAUGAUAUCCGACAACAUGCUCUGCGCUGGAUAUCCGGCAGUUGGGCAAAAGGAUUCGUGCCAGGGCGACAGUGGUGGACCCCUCAUAGUAGAAAAACCAGAUCAGCGAUACGAACUUAUAGGCGUCGUAUCUUGGGGAAACGGGUGCGCGAGGCCAGGGUAUCCUGGCGUAUAUACCCGAGUAACAAGGUACCUCGACUGGAUUUUGGAAAAUUCAAAAGAUGGCUGCUUCUGCGAUGACUGAGACUGAACUGAACUCUUAAUUUAUGGUGUGAUA
Cylas formicarius (sweet potato weevil) is the source of this 1086-nucleotide messenger RNA. Its product is annotated as venom protease. The transcript is spliced from 7 exons. Gene Ontology annotation, molecular function: serine-type endopeptidase activity. Gene Ontology annotation, biological process: proteolysis. The record is from RefSeq and is a predicted model, not a curated record. Lineage: Eukaryota; Metazoa; Arthropoda; Insecta; Coleoptera; Brentidae. The coding region runs from base 109 to 1053 and encodes 314 amino acids.